UGAUUAAUUCUCCUCAAACAGUUCAAACCUCAAGAGAUGACAGAUAUCAUGAAAGAUUUCGAUGAGCCUGGUCACCUCGCUCCCACAGGCUUGUUCCUCGCAGGACUUAAGUAUAUGGUUAUCCAAGGCGAGCCUGGUGCAGUCAUUCGUGGCAAAAAGGGGGCUGGAGGAAUCACAAUCAAAAAGACAGGACAGUCAAUGGUGUUUGGUCUGUACGAAGAACCAGUGACUCCAGGACAAUGUAACAUGGUCGUCGAGAGGCUGGGUGAUUACUUGGUCGAACAGGAUCUCUGAAACCUUAUAGAAUGCUAUAUUGAUGUUGUUCCAAUCCUUUGAACCAUUGUUUCACUUUUACUUUUGGCUGGGUGCAUGGGUUUUAUGUUUUCCUAAUUUAAUUUUUGGCGUUUCUACUUUAGCAAAGUUUAAAAGAAUGUGAAACCUUCCUCUUUUGCAUGGUUUCCUGAUUAAUUUUGUGUGUUUUGGUUUAAUUUUA
Messenger RNA from Raphanus sativus (radish), 493 nucleotides. RefSeq names its product profilin-5-like. The transcript has 2 exons. Gene Ontology annotation, molecular function: actin monomer binding. The coding region runs from base 37 to 294 and encodes 85 amino acids. Gene Ontology annotation, cellular component: cell cortex. The record is from RefSeq and is a predicted model, not a curated record. Lineage: Eukaryota; Viridiplantae; Streptophyta; Magnoliopsida; Brassicales; Brassicaceae.